AUCCCCGCGACUGCAGCAGCGCCGGCUCCCUCCCGGUCCCCGCCUCGGCCCCGGGCUCCGAAGCGGCUCGGGGGCGCCCUUUCGGUCAGUGUCGUCGUCUACCCCCCCACCCCAGCCCCAGCCCCUGGGGACCCAGGCUCGCCAGCGCCCAGCCAGGGAGCCGGCCGGGAAGCGCGAUGGGGGCCCCUUCAGCCCUGCCCCUGCUCCUGCUUUUCGCCUGCUGCUGGGCGCCCGGCGGGGCCAACCUCUCCCAGGACGGCUACUGGCAGGAGCAGAAUUUGGAGCUGGGAACUCUGGCUUCACUCGACGAGGCCAUCAGCUCCACAGUCUGGAGCAGCCCUGACAUGCUGGCCAGUCAAGACAGUCAGCCCUGGACAUCAGAUGAGACAGUGGUGGCUGGUGGCACCGUGGUGCUCAAGUGCCAAGUGAAAGAGCAUGAGGACUCAUCCCUGCAGUGGUCUAACCCUGCCCAGCAGACGCUCUACUUCGGGGAGAAGAGAGCCCUUCGAGAUAAUCGGAUUCAGCUGGUUAGAUCUACACCCCAUGAGCUCAGCAUCAGCAUCAGCAACGUGGCCCUGGCGGACGAGGGUGAAUACACCUGCUCCAUCUUCACUAUGCCCGUGAGAACUGCCAAGUCCCUCGUCACUGUGCUCGGAAUCCCACAGAAGCCCAUCAUCACUGGCUACAAGUCAUCGUUACGGGAAAAGGAUACAACCACCCUCAACUGUCAAUCUUCUGGAAGCAAACCUGCAGCCCAGCUCACCUGGAGGAAGGGUGACCAAGAGCUCCACGGAGAACCAACCCGGGUGCAGGAAGAUCCCAAUGGCAAAACCUUCACCGUGAGCAGCUCAGUCACCUUCCAGGUCACCCAGGAGGAUGAUGGGGCAGACAUUGUGUGCUCUGUGAACCAUGAAUCUCUGAAGGGAGCUGACAGGUCCACCUCACAGCGCAUCGAAGUCUUAUACAAACCAACGGCGAAGAUCAGGCCGGACCCUCCACAUCCCCGUGAGGGCCAGAAGCUGUUGCUACACUGUGAGGGGCGUGGCAAUCCUGUCCCCCAGCAGUACCUGUGGGAGAAGGAGGGCAGUGUGCCCCCGCUAAAGAUGACCCAGGACAGCGCCCUGAUCUUCCCCUUCCUCAACAAGAGUGACAGCGGCACCUACGGCUGCACAGCCACCAGCAACAUGGGCAGCUACAAGGCUUACUACACUCUCAACGUGAACGACCCCAGUCCGGUGCCCUCCUCCUCCAGCACCUACCACGCCAUCAUCGGUGGGAUCGUGGCUUUCAUCGUCUUCCUGCUGCUCAUCCUGCUCAUCUUCCUCGGCCACUACUUGAUCCGGCACAAAGGAACCUACCUGACACACGAGGCGAAAGGCUCAGAUGAUGCCCCAGAUGCAGACACGGCCAUCAUCAACGCAGAAGGCGGGCAGUCGGGAGGGGACGACAAGAAGGAAUAUUUCAUCUAGGGGCGGCCCUCCAGGGACCCCGUGGGGACUGCUGGGGCCAUCACCAACCUGGACUUGUACAGAGCGACCCCAGGGCCGCCCCUCCCGCUUGCUCCCCAGCCCCCUCCACCCCCCUGUACAGAAUGUCUGCUUUGGGUGCGGUUUUGUACUCGGUUUGGAAUGGGGAGGGAGGAGGGCGGGGGGGAGGGAGGGUUGCCCUCAGCCCUUUCCGUGGCUUCUCUGCGUUUGGGUUAUUAUUAUUUUUGUAACAAUCCCAAAUCAAAUCUGUCUCCAGGCUGGAGGGGCAGGGGCCUUGGAGUGAGGAGAGAAAAAAAAAAAAGAAAGAAAGAAAGAAAGAAAAACCCAGAGCGUUAGGAGGAGAAUGAAGAGAGGGUAGGGGCUGGAAAGGAGCAGGGUUUGUGGGGUUGUGGGGGGGAGGGGUGCCCAACCCUCCAUCCUCUACAGCAGAGCCUCUUAUCGGACUUCUCCAAGAAAGGGACGCUUUCGAGCAGGAGCUGAAGGUGGCUUUUCCUCUGUUAGUGGCACACCUUGAGCUGUGGAAGCAGCAGGUACCGCUGACCCCCUCUCCUCCACCCCAAUGGGAAAGGAGUGAAUGGGGGUCCCCAGGGGAUGUGACCUGCAGGUGGCAUGCAGCUGUGCAGGGACCCAGGGCUUCCCCCUGGGGAGGACGCAGGUCCCUACAGGAGGGACAGAUUUGGAGAGGAAGGAUGGCAGAGAUGGCCCCGUCUGCCCUUUGCCCCCCCCCACAGUGAGUGAAGCCAGGCCCUUUUCCCAGGAACCGCCCUUGGGGGCUAGCAGAGACAGGCUGCCCCUCCCUGCUCCAGCAGCUGUGGGAGAGGGGCUGCCCUGGGGCCUGAACUGCAUCUGCUUCCCCACCCAGGGGCCCCUUACUCUCACCCAAGCCCUGGACUGUUGCACGGCAACCACUCUCAGCAAACUGCUCUCCUUGUCUUGUGCUGCCCUGUGCCCCUUCCUGUUCCCUAAGCUGUCCCUUAGUCCUCCCUCCCUCCCCCCCUUCCUCCCUCAGCAGCCAGGCAGACAUAACAACAAAAAUACUAAAAGGCGCUUCACUGCACUGAGCUGUUUCCUGCCCCAACGAAGGGAAUACUGUGAGUGUGCGGAUGUGUGUGUCCAUGUGUGUCUGUGCACAUACAUGUGUGUGUAUGAAUGUGAGGCAGAGGGGGUCCUGGGCAGGUGGGCGGGCUGUGGGGCCUGUACAGGAGGGCUUUGGGAGCUGGGGGUCCCUAGGCGGGCCUUGCACCUCACCUGGGAUGUUGCUUCGUCCUGCUAUUUUCCAGGCCUUCCUGACACCUACCUGUCAUAGAGAAAACCACCCCAGGGGGUGUUUGAGCUCAGCCAUCCACUUCAUCUCUCCCUCAAACACAGGGCAUCCAAUCCCUGCCUCCAUGUCCCCUCUCAGAGCCAUGGCGUCAGUGCCAGAGCCUUUGCUAUGCAUCCCUCAGGCCUCUCCCUGGCACUACCCUGGAAUGACCACUGUCAUUUCUUAUUCCCAUAGUGUGUACCCGGUGUGUUGAGGGCUGGAAUGAAACCGCCUGUCUCCUUCCCA
Molecule: messenger RNA, 3036 nt
Organism: Phacochoerus africanus (Common warthog)
Lineage: Eukaryota; Metazoa; Chordata; Mammalia; Artiodactyla; Suidae
Gene: CADM3
Product: cell adhesion molecule 3
Exons: 10
Coding region: 177-1469 (430 amino acids)
Biological process (GO): homophilic cell-cell adhesion
Cellular component (GO): presynaptic membrane
Source: RefSeq, a predicted model, not a curated record